Molecule: messenger RNA, 2194 nt
Organism: Phytophthora nicotianae INRA-310
Lineage: Eukaryota; Oomycota; Peronosporomycetes; Peronosporales; Peronosporaceae
Exons: 1
Coding region: 266-1231 (321 amino acids)
Biological process (GO): carbohydrate metabolic process
Cellular component (GO): membrane
Molecular function (GO): hydrolase activity, acting on carbon-nitrogen (but not peptide) bonds
Source: RefSeq, a predicted model, not a curated record
CAGCAUUUGCAUUUCUAACUUUCAUCCGUCUUCAUCUGCAUUGCCACAGCAGACAACACGUAGCCAUUGCAGCCAAGAUACACAGCUCCGAGCUCCCCCUCACAAUGGUACAACGAUGCACACAGCUGGCAGAUUGUAUCGGUAGCUGAGACUAUCGCUACAACAUGGUGUACCGCGUGGCUUUGCGUCCACCACUCAAAUCGUACAUACGAUUCACACAAAGCAAACACAAAACCGACACAUUCAGCUUCAACCAGCACUAAAAAUGGUGUUAGGCCUUGGAUCAUCUACACUCCACUUGGCUGCGGCGCUGCCUUCGUUCGCCGUCGCUGCGACAAUGGACUCGUACGAGACAGCGUCCGUCUCACCCGCCUUACAGAUAGCGGGCGUGUGUCUCUUCAUGACCGCCAGCGUGUUGCUCGCGUCCGUUUAUUUCUUACCACGCUGGUUGCUGCGCCUUGUUGAGUGGAACUCACACCCUUCCGUACUCUGGAGCGUACGCACGUCGUUGCGUGUGUGCUCACUCACGAUAGACGACGCGCCAUCGCCCUCCACGCCCGCGAUCCUCGAUAUCCUGCGCGAACACGGCGUCAAGGCAACGUUCUUCAUCAUCUCGGGCCACAUUCCGGGCAACGAGGAAGUACUUCGCCGUAUCGUACGCGAGGGCCACACAUUGGCCAACCAUCUCACAGAGGACCGUGCCAGCAUCUUAGACGAGCUGCACGUGUUUGAGCAGAAGCUGCAGGAGUGUGACCGCGCCAUCAGCGAGUACCAACCGCCGACGACUGAGGAGCCACCGGCGGAGCCGCUUGAGACGCAACAGCUUCUACUCGAGGAGAAGGAGGACGAUACUAUUCCUCCAGCUAUGAGCGUGAAUGAACCAGUUAAAGUGGAAACUAGUGGACCUAGAGGCAAAUGGAUGCGCCCAGCGUCAGGCUGGUACACGACGCCCAUGAGAGAGAUCACAGCACGUCAUGGUUACCGCAUCUGUCUGGGCAGUGUAUACCCACACGACGCGCAGAUCCGAUCCGAGAUGAUGAACUCAAUGUACUUGCGCGCACGCACAAGCUGUGGAUCCGUCAUUAUUGUGCACGACCGCUCGUGGACGAUCGGUGUCUUGAAGACAGCAUUGCCCGUACUCACACGCAAGUUCACGUUCGUGAGUCUCGAUGAGCUGGUGGCGUACAACAAACCUAACCCAGAAACAAGUGACGAUAUCAAACCACAGUAGCAUACGACGCUGUAUAUUACGGUCGGCUUAGAUAAACGCGUCCGGCAAAGCCUCUCGCAGUGUUUCGUGUUCCAGCGACGAUUCGCUCGAUUCAAGAGCUACACCGGCAUUUGUAAACGCAAAUUGCAUGUGUUGGGCAAGUAUGAAGUUCCGGAAGAGCUGCAUGGAACAGCAAGCAUACGAAAUAUUAGGAAUAGUAAAUAAUAGUACAUGAAAGGGCAGAGUUACCUCGGUGUGGAAGCACUGGCGGAAGAAAUCGCGGCAUCCGAGCUCGAUGUGGGCGUCCAGAAAUGAAUCAACUUCAAACAGGAGGAAUUCAUCGAUAUCGGCUGAAGGUGAUUGAGUUUCCACUGUGAAAUUCUGGUGGAGCGAGCAGAAGUAGUACACGACGUCGCCGAAUAGAGCCUCUAGGAACCACAACAGCGCGAGUCGCGCUCUAUCGUCCAGAGAGAGUUCGAUCGAUUCGAAUUGGGUUGGUGCACUUGGGUCGUCAGACUGACUGGACUUCUUGGACUGAUCAAGCAUUUCUUCAAUAAAGCUGGGAGUUUUACUUGAGCCGAAGAGAUGCGAAUCUGCGUGAGUGAUUCGAAAGCUGUGAAGCGCUGUGCUUAGCAUGUUUUCUAGCGAUCGAAGAAUCGAUUCUGUUCACAUACACCACGAAAUAUUAGCAAAACACGUCAUGAUUUACAGCAAGGCAAAACUUACGUGGGAGUUCAGGAAUUUCCACUUUUUCGGGAACGUAAAUAUCAUCCGAGUCGAUGUCAAUGACGAUUGCUGCUGUCUGCAGAAGCUCUGGCGGAUAUUCAUUUGGUUCUGCAGUAGAUGGAGCUUGGAGAUGGAGAGAGACCUUGUGGGUGGUAUACAAGCUGUUCCCUGUAUAAUAAAAACAAUUAACAGCGAAAUCGUUUUCAAGUUGUAACAGCAUUUUACUUACGGAUCCGGAACCGCUGAUCCGUGGCAGAA